UCGGGUGUGAUCAGCGUUGGUGUCUGGGUGUAGUGGGCAGAAAAGACUUGGCCAGGCAGAUGGCUUCUCAGUGGCAGAGCAUGGGGACCUCCGUGCGCCGGAGAUCUCUCCGGCACCAAGAGCAGCUGGAGGACAGCAAGGAGCUGCAGCCUGUGGCCAGCCAUCAGGAGACCUCCUCCGGGGCCCUGGGGUCCCUGUGCAGACAGUUCCAAAGGAGGCUGCCCCUGAAAGCCGUCAACCUCAACCUCUGCCCAGGCCCCUCCUGGAAACGUCUGGAAACCCCAGAGCCAGGGCAACAGGGCCUCCAGGCAGCAGCUCGCUCAGCUAAGAGUGCCUUGGGUGCCAUGUCCCAGAGAAUCCAGGAGUCCUGCCAAGGUGGCACCAAGUGGCUGGUGGAGACCCAGGUGAAGGCCAGGAGGAGGAAGAGAGGAGCACAGAAGGGCAGUGGAUCCCCAACUCACAGCUUGAGCCAGAAGAGCACCCGGCUGUCUGGAGCCGCCCCUGCCUACUCACCCGCAGGCCCCUGGGAGAAGGCGCAUCACUGCCUCUCUACCCAGAUGGGCUCAUGUGCCCGCCCGUUACCGUGGUCGAGGCGGGAGGCAGCCUUCCGGAGCCCGUACUCCUCUACAGAGCCCCUCUGCUCUCCCAGUGAGUCUGACAGCGACCUAGAGCCUGUGGGGGUGGGAAUUCAGCACCUACAGAAGCUGUCCCAAGAGCUAGAUGAAGCCAUCAUGGCAGAAGAGAGUGGUGACAUCGUCUCUCUCAUUCAUGGCUGAUGAAGUGCCUGCAGGAAACAAGCCCUGUCUGACCGCCAAGGCUUCACACCCAAGAAUGUCUGUGCUUCCCCAUGCACUUCUUCCAGGAAGCCCUCAGGAGUCAUCAGUACCCCUGAGCCCCUGCUAAUGAGGACCUGACUAAGAAGGGGCCUGGAGCCUCACUGCUCCGGCCACAUCUGGACCCAUCGGUGACUGCCAGCCAUAGCCCGAGAGUGUCUUGGGGAAAGUGUCUGGCAGAGGUGGGGAGAAUUGUACCUUUUGCUUUCCCAAGGGACUCUCGAGCUUAGAAACUCUAUACACCUGACUUUGAGCUUUAUAUUUGCCUCGUGUGUAACGUGAAGUGCUAGCAUCCGAUGUUUGAGAGCUCUUAGCCAUGUACCCAGGUGUCUGAUUUUGGGGGUGUCAUCCGCAGAGUCACUCACUGUCUGUGUUUCUGGUGCCAAGGCUCCCGAGGGCCCCACUCUCAUCCCUGCUUUCCCUACCAGGGACUCAGAGGAAGGCAUAGGAGAUAUUUCCAGGCUUAAGACCCUGGGCUCACAGGUACCUAUUUAUAUGCUCGAUGCAGAGCGCUGUGGGUAUGCCGGGAGGGGUAGCCUGUUCAAGAGCAAUUUCUGCCCUUUGUAAAUUAUUUAAGAAAUCUGCUUUGUCAUUUUAUUAGAAAGAAACCAGCAUGUGACUUUCCUAGAUAACACUGCUUUCUCAUAAUGAAGACUGUUUGCCUUUGAAAA
This is a messenger RNA of Callithrix jacchus (white-tufted-ear marmoset), 1504 nucleotides long. Lineage: Eukaryota; Metazoa; Chordata; Mammalia; Primates; Cebidae. The record is from RefSeq and is a predicted model, not a curated record.